Molecule: messenger RNA, 348 nt
Organism: Blepharisma stoltei
Lineage: Eukaryota; Ciliophora; Heterotrichea; Heterotrichida; Blepharismidae
Source: the annotation of a GenBank genome assembly
AUGAAAGGCUUACUUAUAAUAGCUUUACUUAUUCAAGGUUUACUAUCUGAAAAUGAGGCUGAAGAAGAAGUGGUAAUAGAUGAAGGAGGAUCUUAUUCAAUCUCUAAAAAUGAAGUAGGAGCUGAUUAUGAUCUGCUAAUUGCAACAAUCACUGACUCAGAUUUUGAUGAUCAGCCUACAAGAAUAAAAAAUUUGAAUGAAGAUAUGGAGUCCGUCUUGCUUGAUUAUGACGGACAAAAUUACUUAGUUUCUGUUGGACCUGAUUUUCUUGGGGAAUAUAAAGCUCGAAUAGAUUCAGAAAAGUCCGCAUCAUUUUUGCAGUUAAAUAUUGAUAGUAGCUCUAAUUAA